Nylanderia fulva is the source of this 2343-nucleotide messenger RNA. Its product is annotated as aarF domain containing kinase 5. NCBI's taxonomy places the organism in Eukaryota, Metazoa, Arthropoda, Insecta, Hymenoptera, Formicidae. The record is from RefSeq and is a predicted model, not a curated record.
UUUAAUUUAUAUUAAUAUACUGCCUUGAUGGCAAAGAUCAUGUAGAAAAGGAGAGAAAAUAUUUGUGUCCCUUCUGUCUCUCUCUUUCGCGGCUGCGCAGUAACGAUCAGCUGAUUAGCGCAACAAUCAGCUGAUUGAAUACUCACAAGUGAUUUUAGUCCUUCUAAUUUAUCUUAUCUUUAUCAUGCUUAAACAUUUACAAUUUUUUGCUAGCACACGAUAUAAUAAGAAGAUACAUAUUCUAUUGUGUAUUGUAUAAUGGAGUAUUUUUAGUAUUCAAUAUUAUCAAUACUGAAAUAGUAUGAAUUGAAAUCUGACGAAAUCUGGCGAAAUCUUUAAAAAACCGUUUUCUUUUCAGCAUACUUUUUAAAUACAACCCAGCGCAUUUUUACAUAUUUUAUACAUAAUUUUGCAAACUUGUUAUUUAUGGUACCUGUAUUUCUGAUCGACAAAAAGAGAGAAAAAGGAAGUUAUAUAAUAGAAAAAAAUAGUUUUAAAAAUUUUUUGCCAGCAAGCACUUAAAUGUAUAUAACAACGCAUAGAAAACUGAAAAUACAAGAAAAGUACUUGUGUGUUGUGACUAAAUAAAAAUAUUUCAGUAAGCAAUUUAUAUAGGAUUAUCAAAGAUAGAACACACAAAUAUAAGUAAAUAGUAAAUUUAUAGUCGAAUAACUGCUCACAUUUAUAAACUUGCAAAAAAAGAUAUUUUUUUAAUUGCUAAGAAUGUUGAGAACAAGAUUGUUGCGCCAUAUAAAUCCAAAUAAUUAUUUUGCAACUCAUCAUUUACUUUCCAAACGCUUCAAAUAUGUUAGUACAGGAGUGGCACUGUUGAGCGUUAGUUACGCUAUUUUGCCUUCAAAAAAAAAAAAAGUUUUAAAAAGCGUUGCAGGAAGUUGCAUCAGAUUUACGAGAUCACUGAGAAUUGGCGUGACAAUAUCUAUGGAUUACUUGAUUGCUCCUUUAAUGGGUUAUACAGAAACGGAAAUUCAUCAAAGAUCUGCCGAUCGGAUCGUUCAAGGAUGUUUGCAAAACGGUGGAAUUUAUGUAAAGCUCGGGCAAGGCUUAACAGCAGUUAAUCACAUUUUACCAAAAGAAUAUGUCGAAAGUUUGUCAGUAUUACAGGACAAAUGCUUAACUCGAGAGAAGGAUGAAAUGGAAGAAAUAUUUUUACAAGAUUUUGGCAAAAAACCUGAGGAAAUAUUACGCGAAAUUGAACCUGAGCCAGUCGCGGCCGCUAGUUUAGCUCAGGUAUACAAAGGUGUAACUCUAAAUGGGGAUAAAGUGGCUAUUAAAGUACAAUAUAUUGAUCUUCAGGACAGAUUCACAUCCGACUUGAAGGCAAUGAUUUAUUUAUUAAAAGCUAUUACCAUUAUACACCCCAAAUUCGAUUUGCAUUGGGUGCUUGAUGAAGUCAUUGACACAUUGCAUAUGGAAUUGGAUUUCGAGAACGAGGGAAGAAAUGGAGAGCAAUGUGCUAAAGAUUUAAAGAAAUUCGAAUACGCUUAUGUGCCAAAAAUUCAUUGGAAUCUUAGUAGUAAGAGGAUUCUUACGACUGAAUGGAUUGAUGGUAUUAAAAUCACUGAUGUGGAAGGACUCAAGGCUCAUGGAUUAAACAUUUCGGAUGUUGAUAAAAAACUGGUCACUUUAAUGGGAGAACAAAUAUUUCAUACAGGUUUCGUACAUGCUGAUCCACAUCCAGGAAAUGUUCUGGUAAGGAAGGGGAAGGAUGGAAAAGCGCAAAUAGUACUACUAGACCAUGGCCUGUACGAACGGAUAUCAGAAAAGACGAGACAUACUUUGUGCAACUUGUGGGAAUCGAUGGUUUUGAGAGAUGAAAGUUCCUUGAAAACUCUUGCAAAUGAUUUAAAUGUGAAAGAUUACAUACUGCUAGUGGAAAUGUUAACUCAAGCACCGUACAAAAUUUCUUUUGCAUCAUGUCCAGACAAUAUGACACUGGAUGAGUAUAUGAAAAAACGAGUACAAGAACGAUUUGAUAAAGUAACAGCUAUAUUGCAAUCAAUGCCAAAGAGUAUGAUGUUAGUAAUCAGAAACUUGAACACAAUACGAGCUAUUAUUAAGGAUCACGGGGACAUUAUUAAUCGGUAUAGGAUAAUGGCAAGAAUUGCGACAUGUGGCAAGUAUCAAACUGCGAAACGAUCCUACCUCAAAAAUGUCGCGAGCAUCGGCAGUGUCAUAAAAUUCGAAACUCAUAUCUUCUGCAACAAUCUUCUACAAUGGAUGUCUAAACUUUAUCUAAUUCUUUUGAAAUUACUUGGUUAUGAUGUUACAUCAAUUUUGCAAACGUUGUAGCAAUUUAAUUAAAAUUUGUGUAUGUUGCAAUUA